Anopheles bellator is the source of this 1089-nucleotide messenger RNA. RefSeq names its product cuticle protein-like. Gene Ontology annotation, cellular component: extracellular matrix. NCBI's taxonomy places the organism in Eukaryota, Metazoa, Arthropoda, Insecta, Diptera, Culicidae. The transcript is spliced from 2 exons. The coding region runs from base 1 to 1089 and encodes 362 amino acids. The record is from RefSeq and is a predicted model, not a curated record.
AUGAGAGAGCUUUCAUUCUCUCUUCGCGGGCUGGACGAUAUUUCUAACCUCUUUCUUCUCCACAUCGUCCACUUUCAGUUUGUUGCCUUCUUCGCCGUGCUGGCCGCUGCCAGCGCCGGAGUCAUUCCGAUCGAGGAAGUCCACCAGCAGUACCAACCAGCCGCGUACUCGGCACACUUGGCCCAGCCGACGCUGAUCAAGACCGUGGCGCAACCAACGAUCGUGAAGACCGUUGCCCAGCCGACCUACAUCAAAACGAUCGCUCAGCCCACUCUGGUCAAGCACAUCGAUGAGGAUCACGAUGCUCAGUAUGAUUUCUCCUACGGCGUGCACGACGAUCACACCGGUGACAUCAAGAGCCAGCACGAGUCCCGCCACGGCGAUCAGGUCCACGGACAGUACAGCCUGAUCGACGCCGAUGGCCACAAGCGCACGGUUGAGUACACUGCCGACGAUCACAACGGGUUCAACGCCGUCGUUCACCGCGAACCGACCGACAUCAAGAUCCCGCAGCCGGCCGUCCACAAGAUCAUCGCACAGCCCGCCCUCACGAAGGUUAUUGCUCAACCUGCCAAAAUUAUUGCCGCCCAGCCGGCGUACGUUGCCGACUAUCAUCACUCUGCCCCGGCUGUGAUCAAGACCCCACAACUGUACGCACAGCCUAGCUUGGUGGCACCGCAGCCGACCAUCGUCAAAUCAUACGCCCAGCCUGCGAUCGUGAAGAGCUACGUCCAGCCGACGACGGUAGUGAAAAGUUAUCUACAGCCCUCCAUCGUGAAGAGCUACGCACAGCCGGCGGCCUAUGUGAAACAGAUUGAGGAGUACGCCCCGGCCAACUACGAGUUCUCCUACUCCGUCCAUGAUGAGCACACCGGAGACAUCAAGAGCCAGCACGAGACGCGCCACGGAGACCAAGUGCACGGUCAGUACUCGCUGCUGGACUCCGAUGGCCACCAACGCAUCGUCGACUAUACCGCCGACGAUCACAACGGAUUCAACGCGGUUGUCCGUCGCGAACCCGCCAACGUGAAAGUGCUUCAGCCUGUCCAAAAGGUUAUUACACAGCCGGCGUACGCGGGACACUACUGA